Molecule: messenger RNA, 2307 nt
Organism: Salmo salar (Atlantic salmon)
Lineage: Eukaryota; Metazoa; Chordata; Actinopteri; Salmoniformes; Salmonidae
Source: RefSeq, a predicted model, not a curated record
GUGAAAGUUGAAGGGUAUGUUGUCAACAUGGCAUCUGGCAUUAGUGCAAAGCAUGGAUUAUUAACCACAAAAUGUUCGCUGUUUCACUCACUCCAAAGAAAGAUAUUGCCACAUGCUAUUUGUAUUCAACGACCUACAGAAGUGAAAUGUCUACGAGCUUCAACAAACUCGACUGCAGAGUCGCAGCACAACGAAAAAUACUGUAUCGAUAUUGUGAGGUCUCGGGACUAUGACGGUUUUGUGUCCUCCCUGCUUCUCCCUGAGGAUGCCCGGCGCUCCUCACUGGCCCUGAGGGCCUUCAAUGUCGAGCUGGCUCAGGUGAAGGACUCUGUUUCCCAGAAGACUAUAGGUCUGAUGUGGAUGCAGUUCUGGAAGACUACAGUGGAGGAGAUCUACAGAGACGACCCCCCCCGUCUGUCUGGAGUAGACGUCUACUGUUUUCAUUUUCAGUGCUGGAUUUGCAACUGCGGCUAUUACAGUCGACUGUAUAUCGUUUGGACUUUGCAUAUUGCCUGGUUCCUCUCUAGGUUUCUUCCUAGAGAGAAAGACAUGGAAGACAGAGCUUAUAGAAACCUCUAGGAGUUGGAGGCCUAUUCAGACAAUACCCAGUCCUCACUACUGUACCUUCUUCUGGAGAGUUUAGGUGUGAAAGAUGUCCAUGCUGAUCAUGCUGCCAGCCACAUUGGUAAGGCCCAGGGGAUCGUGAUGUGCCUAAGAGCCACGCCCUACAACAGCAGCAGAUGCAAAGUCUACCUACCUAUGGACAUCUGCAUGCUGCACAGAGCCUCCCAGGAGGACUUCAUCCGAGGAAGCCAGGAACAGAAUGUGAGAGACGUGUAUGACAUUGCCAGCCAAGCCCACCUACAACACGCCAGAUCAUUCAGCAAGAACAUACCAGCUUCUGCUUUCCCUGCCUUCCUCCAAACGGUGGGUUGUUGUUGUUGUUGUUAUAAGAAUCAUUAGCAUUUAUUGGGUUAGGUUUUUUUCGUUAAUCUGAACCUAGGUAAGGAGGAGCAGCAUCUGUUGAACGGUCCUUUCUCCUCCUCAAUCACCUCCCAAUAUCCUGACAUGGCUGUCUAGCCUAUCCCUCCCUCCCAUCACAGCACGCUCCCCAUCAGUUGGCCAGACGGACCUUUUUAAUGCUCCAAUUUAAAUCACACCAGACAGACCACCAAGGGACUGUAUUAUGGGCUCUUACCUCUGGCACUCUCAAAAGCAGUCUGAUACCCACAAAGAAGGGGCAUGAAAGAGGGCAAUAAAGGAAGGGCAGAACAUAUUAACCAGAGCCUUGAGAAUGAUGCCAAGGUGAAGAAUUUGAGGUAGACAAAUGCCCCGCAUCGUGUGUUUAUGUUUUGAAGGGUGGAUGGUCACGAUGCUUGAGUGCUUCAACCAGCAGGGGCAUGAUGGUAAUUAGAGAAAGAGAGAACAUUAAUCCACUCAGUUCUGUGUUCCGCUUCAUCCAGGACAAUUUUCACAAAUAUGAUGAUCUAUUGCUGCCGGUGCUGUAACUAUGUUAAUCUGUUCUGACGCCUAAAAGGCUCCUUCCUCUCAGCUGCUGAGUCAUAUGUUUUAUGCAGGGCUGACUUUGUGCGUCUAGGGCAAAGAGGAAGCACUUUCCUGAGCUCAGAUAAUGCUCACGCUAGCUACCACAUGUAGAGAAUAAGGACUGAUAGUGUGUGGAUGCUGUUUCCCUCUUUCUGGCUGCUGUUCUAAGUGGUGCUGGAGGACUACCUUCAAAGGGUGCGGCGGGUAGACUUUGAUGUGUUCCAUCCCAGCCUACAGAAAAGAAACCCACUGAUCCCCAUCCAGCUUUAUAUUCGCUCCUGGAAGAAGACCUAUUGAUCUGUAUGGUGGGACCUUAUCUUUUGCCCUAUUGUAAUUUAUACCAGGUUUAAACAUCUGAUUUCCAAAAGUCCCGCUCUCGUAUGUUGGUUUCUAAGUAGACCAAUCUACGACAGUGGAUUUCAAGAGACUCCUCCAUCUACGAUGUCAGCACUCCCCAGAAAAGGAUUCUGAUCUAAAACAUGCCUCUGCCAUCUAAACCAGUUCACCUGUGUUAUUCCCUGUUGUAGACUAGACAGCUGAGGACCACAGACAGAGAUUAUUGUAAAGCAAUAACUACAGUACUGGAGACUGAACUGAUCCCCUGAUAUAUUGACUAUUUUCAGUAAUAAAUCGUGUAGCCAUGUUGGUCUGUUUUCUCUCCUUUUUUAAAGCUCUUAAAUAAAGAUGUCACAACCAUAAUAACAGUACUGUAUGUCAUUGUGAAUUACGACAUUUAAAUAAAAUCUAGAGCUUUUUACGUGA